AAAAUAGAAAAUUAAUGUCGUAAAAGUCUUGUUGUCCAUAGCAACGCUUACACUAAAAUGGCGUCCACGGUGGAAGUAGAGCAGUUUUACAUAGAAAGUAUCCUUUUUUAAAAAUAAAUUACAGAAUUUAUAAAACUUGAAAAGAAAUGUUUAUUUUUGUAAUCUAUAGCACUAAUUACUUGAUGAAUCAAAAAUUUUAAAAUAUAUUUACCAUCCAUACAUAAAUUAUAUGUCUCUGCAUAUGUCUAAUUAAUUUAAUACUAUUCUGGUAAAUUAGUAAAUACUAAUUAACAAUAAUAACAAUACUUAAAUAAAUAAUAAUAAUUACUAGCUAUUAAUUAAGUUUUAGUUUAGUAUUUUAGGAGGGCCUGGCCUACGCUAGAAAUCAGAAUUAUUUUAGGAACUUAUUUAAACUUAUUACUAUAACUAUUUGCCAAUACAAUAUUGAAAGUAAAAUUAAAAUUAAAGUAUUUAAAUGCUUAAAAUCAUAAAAGGAUAAGUGUAAGUAAGUGAUAGUAUAUAAUGAAUAAUGUGUUAAUAAUAUAGGCAUGUGCACUAAGAUUAAAAAUUUAAAGCUAGUCAGUAAAAGGAGAUAUAUAUAGAUAAAUAUUUUUAAAUAAGGUAAUUUAUUAUUAAAUUUAUUAUGCUACUUUUAUGACAGGCAAAUUACAUAGUAUAGUAUAGACAUUAUAUUUUGAUAAAUUCAAUUACAAUGCAAUUGCAAAUCUGUUAUUUCUUUAAAAAUGUUUUAGAGGAGGAAGUAGCUUUUGAUUCAGAUGAUGAGUUCAAAUAUGAAGAGGUUCCAGUUGAUGAGGAAAUUAGCACCCCUGGUAAAUAUAAUCUUCAUGACAUGUCAAUUUGUUAAAAAUUCUUCCUUCAUUUUUUUUACAAUCAGUAAAAAUUAGAGUUAUGCUAGAUUAAAGGUUAUGCUUUAUAAAAACCUCUCUUUAUAAUAAACUACGCUAUUUAAAGACCAAUCUGUAUCAAAGCAACCAUAUCUUCUUAACAACUUAUCAUUACUUAUAGGCAUUAAUAGUUAAAAAAAUUAAUUAACAUUUGAAUUUGGAUAAAGAAAAAUGGGGCUAUCUAUAAUCUAUAAGCCUAAAUUUUACCACAUUAUUUUGUUUUUGUUUUUUUUAAAUACAAAAUUUAGAUAUUCUCAUAACAUAUUGUCACAAAUUCACCCCCCCCCCCACCCCCCAUCCCCAUUAACAACAUAAUUUGUGAAUGGCCCGUUCAUUGAAAUUGUUUAAUUUAAUGUCCUAAUUAAGCUUCUAGAACUCUGUAAAGUGUUGCAGUUUAUAAAAUAAUGGAUGUAGUAGAAAAGAUAAAUGAAAUUGAAAAUAACUAAGAUAAUGAAUAUUAGUUGCUUGUUAACUAAGGAUAUAAAUAAUUGCUUUCUUGUUUUUUCUCAUAGAACUUGAAGAAGAUUUGGAUGCAGCUGUUCGCACUAUUCGGGAAGCUAAGGAAGAUGCCAUUGCAAUGGUAGUUUGAGACUUUUACCAUUUCAUUUGAAAACUAAGUCAUAUAUAUAUUUUAAAGAAAUAAUCAAUCAAUCAAUAGUCAUACAUGUCAUCCUGUUGGGAUCAAAAACUGUACAACAUUUUUUUUUUAAAAAGCACUGUACAACAGCAUUUUAAAAAAUCAUACAGAAAAAAGAAUGAACAUUAAAAAAAAGUUUAAUUCAUAACUUUUUCAUCAUUUAUUCAUCAAUGUUUUUGAAUGCAUGCAAACUUACCUUUUUAAUGGAUCUACUUUUCAUGAAUAAUCUCCCCUUCACUGUGUGCACAUUUUAGCAUGUUUACAUAAUAAUAUGGAUGGACUGCAUUUUUAAAUAAAAAAUAGCUUAUUUUAAUUCUGAUUUUCAUCAGUCAUCAGGUAUUGAGUUUUAUACACUGCUCAAUAGCAUUUUUAUAAAAAAUUGAAUUAUAUGAUGAAUUUGAGAGCAAUAGGUUAAUUAUUCUCGCUGCAGACUACAGCAUAGUAAUAUGUUUUUAAAUUAAUGAAUGGAAAUAGGAUAAAUUUUAUGAUUUUCUCUGUCUUGUCAAAGUUAUUAAGUUUACUGUCAAUUUAUAGCCUUAUUUUUCACUGCACGAGGGCAUAAGUAUUUUUUAUUUUACCAUAGAGAUUAUUGGGAUCUAAAGUUUUAAUUAGAAGUUAUAAUAAUAAUUUCACAAACUGAUUUGUAACCAUGGUUUACUACUCAAAGUAGUUACUACCAAACUCCUCUACAGUACAGCCAUACAACUUGAACUAUGUUUAAAAUGUAUAAAGAAUGAAUAGUCUAUGCACUCUUGUUUUUAUAACUAUGUACAUUAAAAAUUUAUCAUCCUUUCCUUUUUGGCUCUAAAUACAAGUUAUAGAGAAAAUAUGAGUGUAUGGAGGACACAAUAAUUAGAAUUUGAAACAAAGAUGAAAGUUUAGUUAAUGCUUUUAAAGAGGAAAGAGAAAGAUUUAUAAUAACUGAAACGCUGUGUUUAAAAAAAAAAAGAAAUAAUAUUUUAUGAGAUUUACAUAUAUCACAAACUGUUAGCCUUAAACAAAAGUAGGCAAAAAUGCUGAGACAGUACAGUAAACCACAAUUCUUACUUAUAAGGAAUGUUUUUGAUACCUUUACAUUUCUAUAAAAAGAAAUUUUGAACAAGUGCUUGAAAUGUUGUCCUUAAAAUUGAUUCAUAAUUUUAAGAAUGAAAAAAUGAUAAUUUUAAAAAUAAUUUCAUAAUUUUUUUCUUUUCCAUUGCAUAGUGGCGGAGUUUGAUAAAAACAUUUUAGGAUUUUAAUAAAUCAUUUAAUGUCUAACUAUAUACCAGGUAGUUGUUAACUGAUUAUUUUCCAGAUUGAAAAAUCCGCUGUGGCCGAAUUAAAUCUAGGUCACGUUUACUACAAUACAAGCUUUGGCGCUACCAGCUCGUGGCCACAAUGAAAAAAAAACCCCAGACGCUCCCACCGGCUCAUGGUGGUUAACCAGUUAAUCCAGAAUUGAAUUAUAAUUUUUAUUAUCUUAACAGGCACCAGGACAGUCCAUCCCCAAACCAGCAGUGUUUACAAAACCUGAAGUUGUGGAUGAUUUUGUACGAAACUUCCUCAUUCAUAUGGGCAUGUGGCGUACACUAGACUCUUUGCAAACAGAGUGGUAAAGUUUCCUUAACUCUUUGCUUCAUAGAUUAUAAUUUAUCCAUCAAAAUUAUUUUGCAUUAUCAGCCUAAGUCUACAUUUAAUGUUAUUGAAGUAUUAGAUGUUAAGUGCCCUUUGUUAUCUUUCAUAAUUUUUGUGUUUGACAGGUAUGAGCUACAGGAAAGAGGCAUCUUAAAAUACACUGAUGUUGGUGAUGUCCCUGAUGUUUACACCAGAAACCAGCAGCUAGAAAAUGAUAUAGAGUUUCUUCAACAAGAAGUUACCAAGUAUAAAAAUGCAGCACUGUAAGUUUGAUUUAAACUGAGAUUAUUAUUGUGUGAUUAUAAGGAAAAUAUAUUGUGGAGCGAUUGAGCCCAUUCACUAUUUCAAACAUUGGAUAUAUCUGUGGUACUUUAUAAUAAUUAUGGAUCUGAAAAGUAUGGGUUAGAGAUAACAAAUAAAGCUAAGUUUUAUUAUUAAUGAUAAUUGGUUUGCUAUUCAGAGAUAACAUGCUAAAUUAACUCUCUAUCCAAGUAUAAUAAUUUUGUCCAAAAAUAAUAGGCCUUUUUGAAUGUCAGCAUAACAAUUGAUUAUGGUUUAAAAUACUUCUCAUCACCAGAAAGGCAAAAGAUUUGUAUGUAAAACUGAGGAAAGAGAGAGACUUUCAUAGAAUGCACCAUAAACGUAUUGUUCAGGAAAAGAACAAGCUGAUUGAUGACAUCAAAAGGUUUGAGUCUAGGGCUAUAUUAUCAUAAUCUUACACGACCAUACCAUAAUAAAUAAAUGAGUGUAUCAUAACCAUUUAUAACAAGACCAUAAGUUUGUAAUGAUCUAUGCUAAAAAUAAAAGAAUAAAUUAUUUUUGAUCAUUGGUCAGGACCAUAAUUUCAUGUUAGUAAAUUGUUAAAAAAUUUUAUUCUAAAAUUGAAAUUGUAAAUAUAUGUUGAACAUCAUUGAUUUUUUUAAAAGUUUAUUUUGCUAAAUAAAUUAAAUUAAUAUCAUAAGAUUAUAAGCUAGUUUCUUAUAGCUCCAUUGAUAUUUUUUUUUACCAUGAUCUUUUGCAAAGAUUGAAACGUCACUAUACACAGUAUCCGCAGCAAUUGGAUGCUCUAAAAGUUCGUUAUGAGGCUGCCAUGAAAGAGAAAAUGUUAGCCAACCUGGAAAGGGAUCGUGCUCAUGGUCAGCUCAUCGGCCUUCAGUGCACACUCAAGGGGAUUGAGAAUUUCCAGGGUACAUAUACCCCCUCCCCAUGUAAAGUAGAGAGGACCUAAUAGUAUUUUGAUAUAAAUUUAAUUAUUUAACGAAUGAAAAAUCUCAUGAACAGUACUGAACGCAUCAACAGAAAUCACUCAUUAAGUUAAUUGUAAAAUUCUCAGAAUUGUAAAAUUCUAGGAUAAUAAAGAAUCUAGGGAUUCUUGAAAUACCCUACUAUUUUUAACAAUUAAAAAAACAAACUUUUUAAUUCAGGAUCCUAAGAAGGAAGAUUCUUGGAGAAUAAUUUUUUUUUAUUAAAGCUAUUUAAUGGUAAACUUAUUUGCCUUAGAAAUAAAAAUUAAUUAAAAAUCUGUGUCCAUUUUUCACAGGCAUUACCGACAAAAAGCCAGAGGAAAAGAAAGCCAGUAAAGGACCAACACAUAAACAAUUGCUACUUGAGAGACAGAAGCGAGCAUUAGGAGCUGAAGGAGAUAUUGCGAACCAAGCCCCAGGGUUCAAGAGAUUUGUCAAUGUAGGUUUAGCACAAUGUUGGGGUUGUCCCGAUUUGUUGCAAAGUGGUUAGCUAAUUAUUGAAGAAUAUGAGCAUAGAUGCAAAUUUAUAAUUUUAAUGCAGUUUGAUCAUUAAAUCUGUAGCUCACAUCCUUGAAUGAAGUGAUUCAGUUGAUUAAAGCAGCCCAAAAAAUGUCAACUAAAAGGGAAACAGGAUCUUACAAAAAAUAUUUCACCAUAAGUCAGCUCUUUAUAACAUUGAAAAUUGAUUUACAAAAUUCAGUGCCUGAUUAAUUUUUAAAAAAACUUUAUUUCCUUGAAAAACAAAUGAUUAAGGUUCUAAAAUUCUCCCUCUUUUGCCUAAUUGAAACCACCACAAUUUGUUUUCAGGACUCUGAAUUUCCAGUAGACAAUGGAGUUAACCCUCAAAUUAACCUGGCAAGGGGUGCUCUUGGUCCUAUUGCUAAAGCUGGUGGAUUCAGAUUGUCUGGCUCAUUCAAUGCACACACCCAUGCUGUCAGUGGGUUAGUCAAAAUCAUUUUCCAAAUGUUCUUUUUCCCACAAGAAAGUAUCAAAAUAUAUUUAGUUUGUUGCAGGAAAAGAAAAGCAAACUGGGACAAAUCUUAAUAAUUCAUUUCUUUGACUUUGAACAUGCACUUGCAUUUUUCACAUCAAAACAAAAGCAAGCUACAAAGAAGUAAAAUAUGAAAUGUUUUUAUUAAUGAAAGACAUAUAGUUUUUAGUAUCCUAUCUCUCUCAAACAUCUUCUUAUUCAGGAAAAAUAAAUGUUAGAAGAAAUUUUCCGGUAAGCAAUAAUGAAGGAAGAUGUACAUUAUUUUAAAAAAAAAUAUUUAUGAGGUUAUUGAAGUGUCAGUCCAAAAAAAAAAAAAAAACCCAUCUAUUUAAAAAAUAAAAAUAAAUGUUAGAAAAAAUUUUCCGGUAAGCAAUAAUGAAGGAAAAUGUACAUUAUUUUAAAAAAAAAUAUUUAUGAGGUUAUUGAAGUGUCAGUCCAAAAAAAAAAAAAAAACCCAUCUCUUUAGACAACUAAAAUAACUAAAAUAUUCCUAUAAAAGAAAACUGACAAGUUUUUUCAAUUUCCCCAAAAUUAAAAUGAAUCUUGACAGCAGAAACAUAUAUUUGUGUGAUUUACAUUUUCUUAGCGGGACUCUGACUCUGAGUUUCCAAAGUCAUGCCAAAUUUCCUGCCCAUGAGUUGGGAAUAUCUGGGUGUGUAGUAGUUGGUUUAAUAAUCUGCUAAUUAAAUUUGUUCAAAAUUUUUAUUCUUCAAAACUUUUCUUUUGUUACAAAAGAUAAAACAUAGGCAUGUUGCCCCUUAGGGUGUAAGCAAAACGUAACUGUUUUGUUCUGAGCUCAGAUUUGAGAGUUUAUUAAGUAGUGUAUAUUUAAUAAUUUAAAUGUGAUUUAAAAAUUUGAAAGCAGCAAAGAAAAAUUAAUUAAAAAGAAAAACUGAUUAUAACUCUCAGGGUUUUAUUUUAAACAUGCCCAAGAAACAUAUUAUGUUCUUCCUGCUAGAUAAGUUUUAACAGAUAAGUGUUUUUAUUUUAUUUUAAAUAUUUGACCUUUCCUGGUGUGUAAUUGUGGACUUAAAACAAUUAGAAAAUGUUGAUUUUAAAUUGUUUACUCUAAAUUAAAACUUUUGUAAGGUAGAGCUGAGUAGAUACAACACUUGUAGAUAAUUAGAAGCUUAUUAAAAUAAGAAUCAACAUUUUAUCAGUGUAUGGUGAGAUAUGACCUAUUAAUAUUAGUGCGUUUAAAAAAAAAAAUUAAACAGUGAAAGUAAGUCAUAUUUCUUUAUCAGUGUGUUAUUGCUUUGCUUAUAGGGUUACAUGGGUUUAGAUGUUCAAAAUUAAAAAAACAAUCAUUUUAUCAAUGUCCUGAGAUUUUUAUUUUUAGAACAAGUAAAAACUGUGUGUAUGUCGAAAUUUAAAAAAAAACGACAACAAAGAAACAUAACUUUUGAUUAUUAGCCUGUUAAAUGAUUAUUUCAUCAACACUUAGCAAGGAAUGGCCAGCAACACAUGCUGAAUGAUAAUAUGAUGAUAAUUAUUUACUUAAUAAAAAGAAGACUGAACAUUUUUUUUUUUUUUUGGUUCUGGUAUGUAUCAACCAGUCUUCCAAAAUGUUUUCUCAAAAAACAAAGAUUUCAUAAAUCACCCAUUUGGCCCUAUCAUUUUUCGGUCUUCUUUUUCAAAUCUUUCAGCAUAAUUAUUUAAAUUUUUAUUUAAACUGUAUAACUUUUUGCAAUACAUAACAUUUUAAUGAAUAUAAAAUAAAUACAUUUUAUUUAUAGAGUAUUAUAUGUAAUUAUACUGUACAUAGUAUUAUUUUUAAAUUAAACAUUUUAGUUUUAUAAAUACAGUAGAACCCGGUUAUGUCGACGGCCUCGAGUUUGCCAAAAAGUGUCAAGACAACCGAUGAUCGAGAUAAACAAAAACCAAUUUGGCGGCAAUAUAUUAACAUGUGCUUGAAAUUUCUUUAUGUACAUGAUGUGCGUUUAUAAAUGAGAUGUACAUGCACGUGUUUUUGGAUUUUUUUUUUUUUACACAACAGCAUUUCCGCAGUUUGUUUGAUAUAGCCAUCAGCAUGCUAUAAAAAUGUAUAUACAUGUUUUCUAACAACACAAGGCAUACGUGGGGUGCCACUUUUUUAGAUUAUCCUGGAAUUCCGGAUUCGUGAGGCAAAAUAUUUUUCAGCUCCAGAAUUGCAAGUUUUUAUUUUCUCUUAUUCUGGAUUCGCCAGUUCAGUUUAUUCAAAUAUGGAUUCUGGGCUAAAAAAACAAUCAACCUGUAAGAACGCGUGAAAGCCUAUAUUUAACGCAAGCGGGUUUGCUAUAAAUAGGACAGAUACUGCGACCUCUCUCUUUUGCUUGCAAGCCUCUCGCUCCUCAUUUCUUGCUGUGUGAAGUUAAUUGCUGUGUGAAGUUAAUUACUACAGUUUGAAGUAGGCACAUUUCUGUUGUAUAUAAUUUUCAAAAGCCGGUGAUUUGUCAUGGGGAUCGAGAUUAUCGAAGUUAAGUGGCAAAUUUGGCCACUUUUUGUGCUCGAGAUAUCAGGGUUCGGUGACAUAAAAGAAUCGACUUAACCGAGGAGACAAUGCUAAGACAAGAAGAGAAUUUGGCAAUUCCACUUCAAAAACGUUGACAUAACAGGGUUGGCGAGUUAACCGAGAUGGAGAUAAGCGGGUUCGACUGUAUUAGAAAAAUCCUCUGAAAGUGUUUUUUAAAACAUUGUCAAAAAAUGUUUGCAAAUAUUUUAUAUGAAAAUAUCAAUUUGAAUAAAUUUCAGAAAUACAGGUAAUUUAUUACUAUUAUUUUUAUCUUUUCUAAUCCUUCAGUAGCACUUGAGCUGAAAGCUAGCAAAAAUUCAGUACCAUCUGAUGGUAUUAUAUCUUAAUAAUAAUUUGUUUAAUUUUAACAUUUUAUCUCUUCAGAUUGUCUCUUCACCCGAGAAAACAAAUCCUGGCCACUGCAAGUGAUGACCAGACUUGGAAGAUAUGGGCCAUACCUAGUGGGGAAAUAAUUAUGACAGGAGAGGGUCACACUGAUUGGGUGUCUGACUGUGACUUCCAUCCAAUGUAGGCUUAAUUUUCUUAAGUCUUGUGUUUUACUCAAUAACUUGAUAACCAUAUUAAAAACAAACUUAAUCUACAUGCAAUGUUGGCCUUGAUCAAUAUCUAGAUAUUAUUUCCCCCAAACUUGAGUCAAAAAUUAAUUGCAAUAAUUUCUGAUGAAAUUAGAUUCAGUGAGUUUCUCAAUCUAUUUUUAUCAUUAAGGGGAAUAAAACUGCUUUAACUGAUACUAGAGUAAAUUUCAAUAUCAAAAAAUGUUAUUUAAAAAAGUUUUUACUUUCUAAAGAAUGCAAUAUCCAAAAUGUUAGAGUAAGCAAUGGAUAUUUUUCAGAAAGAAAUUCAGCGCUCACUUCCUUAUGCUGGGCGCUUUCAAUUAUUCUACUGUAAGUUAUUGCCCUGAAUAUCUUAAUGAUUAUUUGGCCCUCAUGCGAGAACUCCUCACUUUCAAAUUUUGACAGCUAGGUUCUAUUUAAGGGAAUGUAUUAUUUCUGUUUCAAAUAAUUAUUAUUUAAAUCCAGUGGAUCCAGUCUUGCAACAACAAGUGGAGACACCACUGUGAAAAUCUGGGACUUUUCAAAGGCUGCCUGUGUGCACACCUUCACUGAUCAUUCUGCAGCUGGUAAAACCUAUUUCCCGUCGUCACCACACACAUUAUUUAGUUACAUAGUAUUUCAAUUUUAUAGUAUUUUAUUUGAAGUAAUCUUGUUGAAGUUAACAAUAUCCAGUAAAAAAUAUUACAUCUAUUUUCUAAAUUAGACGAGCUACAGCUGUGUGAAUGUUUAAAAUUGAAAAUGAAUCAAACACUGAAUAUGAUUUGACUUUGUUGAGAAUAUCUGUUUGAUUUAUUAACAUUACUGUAAAUUUAAAAAAAAUUUUUGCACUAUCAGUAAGCAGAUUUUUUUUUUCUUAAAGACAUCACUUUAUAUGACAUCAAAAUUAUUUUCACAGUGUGGAGCUGUUCAUGGCAUAAUUGUGGGGAUUUCCUGGCCACCAGCUCAAUGGACAACAGUGCAAAAGUUUUUGAUCUUAACAGGUGCCAACAACAUUUCUAGACAUUAAAGGGGAUUAAAUGAUUGUAGUCUUUGCUCAGAUUAACUAUGUCUUUAUUGCCUUAGCCCAACAGGCUGUUUCAGGAAACAUAUGACUUAUGUGGUAUUUGUAUUCAUUUACUUGCUUCCCAUCAAACAAAAAUAAGGGUUUGAGAGUUUAUUUUUUCAGGAUCAGGCAUGUGUAUCACAUUAAACCAGUUGAAUGAGUUUUCUUAAAAGAGAAAAAUAAAAAGCUUUAACUUAAACCAAUUUAAAAAAUGCAACACAUAUAUCUGAAAUAAAAAAAACAAUAACACAACCUUAAGCUAACCUCUGUCUACAUUUAUCAUUUUUGUAUAAGUUCAUAUAAAAUGCCAAGUCUCAGUGCAUUAACAUUUUUUAUAGAACAUACUGUGUAAUAAACAAUUAAAUUAAUUAAUUCAUGAAAGCACACAGUGUGUGAGAUACCCUGGCCCUAUUCAUGUGGGCUCAGUAAAUAAAAAAAAAUUUGUUUACUUGUACUUUUUCAGUCUUCGAUGCCGUCACACUUUGAGGGGUCAUACAGACUCUGUAAACACCGUCCAGUUCUUUCCUUACAGCAACACCCUACUGACCAGCUCAGCAGAUAAAACUGUUUCACUUUGGGAUGGUAGGACUGUAAGUUGGCAAUUUUAAAUCUGGUUACAAAAAAUGUAUCCUUUUGCUGUCAUUUGCUAAUAUGUUUGCUAGAUUGGUUAAUUUCCAGUAUUAUAGUAUUUAUAGUUCAAUGUAAGAUUUGAGUCAAACAGUUAUUUUGUUAGACAGAAGCUGUCGGUUGUUUAAAUGUGCACAUAUUCAAUUCUACUUCUUUUUUAAAAUAAAGUUUUCAUCUAAUAAACUACUGUGCCACAAAACAAAAUAUUUGAAUAAUUGUUUUUUGGUUGUUAAAUACCAUGAUUUUUUUGUUCACUUUUUAGAACUUUUAAGAAUUGUAAUGAAUUCACUAAUUCGGUGUCAAAAUUUGAAAGAACAAUUUUCAUUUUAGUCAGCGUAAUCCCUUUUAUGAGGUGAAAGAAAAAUAUUUUGCCCUCAAGUAUACCAAAAAGAAAUGAGUUAUCCUUUGUUUUCCUUGCAGGGAUUGUGUGCCCAAACAUUUUACGGUCAUAUGCAUUCAGUCAACCAUGCCACCUUCAAUCUACGUGUAAGUUUAUAUAUUAUUAGUGUCUCAUUUAUAUCCGUACUGCUCAAUGAGAACUGGAACAACACCAAGUAGGUCAUCCUCUGCACAACAGUUAUCCUCGGCCUUAAAAAAGUUAUUGAAAAUAUUAAUUGAGAAAAAAGAUAAUUUUAUAUUUAUCCAAGAAUCCAAUAUUUCAUUUUUUCAAACUUUAUGCUUUUUUCUUUAAGAUAAGAUAAGAUAAGAUUCUUUUAUUGAUCCAAACAAAUGGAAAUACUUUUUUGAUUGCAUUGUACAUUUUCAGCACAUAAAUAAAACAAUUUAAACACGAGACAUCCACGUUAAAUUAUUUCACUAGUGAAAAAAUAACAGCAAUUCAGUGAAUUCUCUAAGCCAUAUCAGGGACUUAUUAGUUCUCAAUAAGAUUUCUGACUUCAGGGUGCUGAAUUUUAAGUUAUUUAUUCCCCAAAUUAAAAAGCUAAUUAAAACAUGCAGCUAUUCUAUUUUUACUUUAAGCCUAAAAUUAAGCACUUUCAUUUUUUGCAAUUUGCUUUACUUCAUAGAUUAAACUUUAUUACAUAGAGUUUGGCCAUAGACUUGUAUAUGGCGGCCAUGAAUUACAUGGGACUUGCAUGUUUUAUUAAUUAAUGUGAUUUGUUUCAUGAAAAAUUGUAUCAUACACCAGGGUUCCACCAUUGCUUCCUGUGACGCUUAUGGUGUGGUGAAAUUAUGGGAUGUUCGCAGUGUAGCUCCAAUAGCCAGUUUUGAUGUUGGCCCUCAAGCUGCAAACAAACUGGCCUUUGACCCAUCCAACACAGUAAUUGCUGUGGCUAGUAGUGACAGCACUAUCAAGAUAUACGAGCUUGCCACUGGGCUGGUAAGUGGAGGUUUUAUGAACUUAUCAUGUUGUUGAUCGAAAUGGUAAAUGUUGAUAAGCUAAGUCAAAUAAGUUUACAUUUUUAAUUUUUAAAUUGUAGCUACAGUCUUUUGCUGAAAUCUAUUAAGAUGGUGAUAAAUAGAGCUGGUUCAUAAAUAACAAUUAUAAUUCAUUGCAAAGGAAUAUUUUGAAAGUACUUUUAUUUGACUCAAGCUAUUAAUUAAAUAGCUAUAAUUCUGUCUUCCUCAUGUGGUUUGUUUUUUUUAUCCUUCAACAGAUCACAGCUGUGGCCGGCCAUGAAGAUGCUGUCCAAUGUAUAUACUUUGAUCCUUCAGGAGAAUUCAUGGUAUCAGGGGGCAGUGACAACUUUGUUCGCAUUUGGUCUUAGACAUCUCAAUAGUAUUUUAAAACAUCACUUUGAGAUUUAAAAAAAAAAAAGAACCAGUAAAAGAUGAUGAAACCAAAAGUAUUAUAAUAAAUUAUAUUAUAUUACUUUAAAAUGCUAUUUUUAAAUCAGACUUGUUGGCAAAAAAUGUACAUUUUUAACCAUACUACCAUUUGAGAAAUUGGCUUACAAUGUGACUAUAAAACUCGGCUAAUCUGACCUAAUUUGGUCUUGUUCUCACAACUUAUUGAACAUUUUUGCUAGUUCUAUAAUGCCAAGACAUACCUUCAUUUUAAAAUGAUUGGUUUCUCCAAAUUUGUUUGUGAAAUGUAUGUAAAUAUAAUUAUAUACAUAGCGCACUUAAGAAUGUUUUUUACUCUACAUGUUCUUUUUGUUUUUUCAAUUUUAUUUAAAAAAUUAUAAAUAUUUGAUAUACCAGUAUACAAUAAGCUGGGGUAAAUAGAUGAUUUUUAAUUUUAACAAUAUGAAAUAUGCUUUUUUUUCAUGACUGGAGGUAAUUCUUUUCUUGACUACGAUUCGGUUUGAACGAAAAUGAUAAAAUAUGUUAAGUUUAUUAAGAGCUCUGAAAAUAUUUAAAUUUUGUUGAAAUAAAAGCUUCUAGUACAACAUCUUGUGUAUUAAUUAAACAAAAAUAACUUUACCUUGAUACAAGGUUCCGAUCCCUCAAUUUAUUGUUUGCAUGUGCCUGAUUGAUAUCUGAAUUUUAGUUUGCACAUGACUUGAGUAAGGUCUUAAUCCAUGUGCCGAAAGGUCUACAUGACUCUAUACGUUACUGAGUUAGGAUCCGAUCUAUUACUUAAUUUGUGAAUUACAUGUAAAAUGAGUUAGACACUUGAUUUUAAAAUUACACAUUUUAAUUUUUUCUGCAGACAUAUCUCUUAUAUAUAUAUUAAGCUUCUGGUGUGACUGGUGGACUGCUGCUGAUCAGCAAAUUUUUUAUCGAGAGAAUACUACAAAUAAUUCUAAAUGAGUAAAGGUUUGAAAGAGAGUAUAAAGUUCAAUAAUGAGUUCAGUAGCUCGUAAAAUAUAAUUCCUGAUAACUAUGCUAAAUUAAAUUAUAGAUUUUUUUUAUAUAAUGCAACUUUGUUUGGU
Messenger RNA from Lymnaea stagnalis (great pond snail), 12963 nucleotides. The record is from the annotation of a GenBank genome assembly. Lineage: Eukaryota; Metazoa; Mollusca; Gastropoda; Lymnaeidae.